ACAUCACGCAGAAGGGAUACGAAAAGAAGAGAUCAAAAUUAAUUGGGGCCUACCUGCCACAACCUCCUGCAGCGAAUGGAGCUGCCGCGGUACGGUGUAGACUGCAACACAGUGAAGGAGCUGCAAGAAGAAUGCUCCGCACUGCCAACAUUGGUGUCUGUGACAUCCGGGAAGCGGCCGCUAGAGAGCGAGCAGCCAGCACGGCAGGAAACCGGCCUCUCUUUUAUUUUCGUUUUGGGGUGGACCAGGCAUUACCCCAAGAACGCCGAACUCCGGUUACUCCGUCCUCGUCGUCUCGGUAUCACCGCCGCAGGUCCUCAGGGUCACGGGAUGAGCGCUACAGAUCGGAUGUCCACACAGAAGCAGUUCAAGCAGCCCUUGCUAAACACAAAGAAAGAAAAAUGGCAGUCCCCAUGCCCUCAAAACGACGUUCAUUGGUGGUGCAAACGUCAAUGGAUGCCUACACACCUCCAGAUACUUCUUCUGGUUCAGAAGAUGAAGGCUCCGUACAGGGCGACUCCCAGGGAACUCCCACCUCAAGUCAGGGGAGUAUAAACAUGGAACACUGGAUCAGUCAAGCGAUCCAUGGCUCUACCACGUCGACCACUUCCUCCUCCUCAACACAAAGUGGAGGCAGUGGUGCUGCCCACAGACUAGCUGAUGUUAUGGCCCAAACGCAUAUAGAUGUUACCACUUACACCUCAGAACACUCAAUACAAGUAGAAAGACCACAAGGAUCAACAGCACGGGUGGCACCAAAGUAUGGGAAUGCUGAACUUAUGGAAACUGGUGACGGAGUACCAGUGAGCAGCAGAGUGUCAGCAAAGAUUCAGCAGCUGGUCAAUACUCUAAAACGGCCCAAACGACCACCAUUACGAGAGUUCUUUGUAGAUGACUUUGAGGAAUUGUUAGAAGUUCAACAGCCAGAUCCAAACCAGCCAAAGCCAGAAGGAGCUCAGAUGUUGGCCAUGCGUGGGGAACAGUUAGGUGUGGUUACAAACUGGCCGCCCUCUCUGGAAGCAGCUUUGCAGCGAUGGGGAACCAUCUCACCGAAAGCUCCUUGCCUAACCACUAUGGAUACCAAUGGGAAACCACUCUAUAUCCUCACUUAUGGUAAGCUUUGGACCAGAAGUAUGAAGGUUGCUUACAAUAUCCUACAUAAAUUAGGCACAAAACAAGAACCAAUGGUACGACCAGGAGACAGGGUAACACUUGUCUUUCCUAACAACGAUCCUGCUGCUUUUAUGGUAGCAUUUUAUGGCUGCCUCCUUGCGGAAGUUGUCCCUGUCCCUAUUGAAGUGCCACUUACGAGAAAGGACGCCGGAAGCCAACAAAUAGGUUUUUUGCUUGGGAGCUGUGGCGUUACUGUGGCCUUGACAAGCGACGCAUGCCAUAAAGGACUGCCUAAAAGCCCCACAGGGGAGAUACCCCAGUUUAAAGGCUGGCCAAAGCUGCUGUGGUUUGUCACGGAGUCGAAGCAUCUCUCUAAGCCGCCUCGCGACUGGUUCCCACAUAUCAAGGAUGCAAACAAUGACACAGCUUACAUUGAGUACAAAACCUGUAAAGAUGGCAGUGUGCUUGGGGUGACCGUGACGAGGAUUGCGCUGCUGACGCACUGCCAGGCUCUGACACAGGCGUGUGGAUACACGGAAGCUGAAACAAUUGUGAAUGUAUUAGAUUUCAAGAAGGAUGUUGGUUUAUGGCAUGGGAUUCUUACAAGUGUCAUGAACAUGAUGCAUGUUAUAAGUAUUCCAUAUUCCUUAAUGAAAGUGAAUCCGCUAUCAUGGAUACAGAAGGUCUGUCAAUACAAAGCAAAAGUUGCUUGUGUAAAAUCCAGAGACAUGCACUGGGCAUUGGUGGCACAUCGAGACCAGCGAGACAUCAACCUUUCCUCCCUGCGCAUGCUAAUAGUGGCUGAUGGAGCAAACCCAUGGUCUAUUUCUUCCUGUGAUGCAUUUCUCAAUGUCUUCCAAAGUAAAGGUCUCAGACAGGAGGUCAUUUGUCCCUGUGCUAGCUCACCAGAAGCUCUCACUGUGGCCAUUCGAAGGCCAACAGAUGACAGCAAUCAGCCCCCUGGCAGAGGAGUUCUCUCCAUGCAUGGUCUCACUUAUGGAGUGAUUCGAGUGGAUUCUGAAGAAAAACUUUCUGUUCUUACUGUGCAGGAUGUUGGCCUAGUGAUGCCAGGAGCUAUAAUGUGUUCAGUGAAGCCAGAUGGAAUUCCUCAGCUCUGUAAAACAGAUGAAAUAGGAGAACUCUGUGUCUGUGCUAUUGCAACGGGUACAUCAUAUUAUGGACUCUCGGGCAUGACCAAAAAUACUUUUGAGGUAUUUCCUAUGACCAGUUCGGGUGGCCCUAUCACUGAAUAUCCUUUUAUAAGGACUGGGUUACUAGGCUUUAUAGGACCAGGUGGACUUGUCUUUGUUAUCGGCAAAAUGGAUGGUUUGAUGGUCGUCAGUGGAAGAAGACACAAUGCUGAUGAUAUUGUAGCUACAGCACUGGCAGUGGAACCAAUGAAAUUCGUCUACAGGGGGAGAAUAGCAGUGUUUUCGGUGAGUGUGCUGCACGAUGAAAGGAUAGUAAUUGUUGCUGAGCAAAGGCCAGAUUCCACAGAGGAAGACAGUUUUCAGUGGAUGAGUAGAGUUCUCCAGGCUAUUGACAGUAUUCAUCAAGUGGGAGUUUACUGCUUAGCACUCGUACCAGCAAACACUCUGCCCAAGACUCCACUGGGAGGAAUCCACUUGUCGGAAACCAAACAACUUUUCUUGGAAGGAUCCCUGCAUCCCUGUAACGUGCUGAUGUGUCCCCACACGUGUGUAACAAACCUGCCUAAACCCAGGCAAAAGCAGCCAG
This is a messenger RNA of Tinamus guttatus (white-throated tinamou), 2850 nucleotides long. NCBI's taxonomy places the organism in Eukaryota, Metazoa, Chordata, Aves, Tinamiformes, Tinamidae. The record is from RefSeq and is a predicted model, not a curated record.